Trypanosoma theileri is the source of this 1113-nucleotide messenger RNA. RefSeq lists its product as uncharacterized. Bases 1 to 1113 code for a protein of 370 amino acids. NCBI's taxonomy places the organism in Eukaryota, Euglenozoa, Kinetoplastea, Trypanosomatida, Trypanosomatidae. The record is from RefSeq and is a predicted model, not a curated record. The transcript has a single exon.
AUGGAGGAUGCUCUCAUCUUAAAUUUUAUUCGCCUUGUGCGUAACGGUAGAAGAUGCGUAAUGGCACAUGAAGUAUUCCGCUGGGGUGAUCUACACAUGAUGGACAAUGGUGCUUAUGAGAAGGAUGAGGAGGAUCUACGGAAGCACCGGUGCAAAAAAGGUUUACCAUCUCCAGUAUACCUCGUGGUGUCUGUGAAAGGAUCAGUAGCGGAAGUUUGGAAGUUUCAAGAUUUCCGUUCUACAACUACAAAGACGAUAAUAAACUCCACCUUAACACCUUCUUCUAUUGCAUUUCAGGGUGUUAUGUUAAAUGAACAAUAUGAAGCCUCUUUAAAAACACUUGUAAGUGUUAUUUAUGCAUAUUUGCGUAUUCAUGAGUUAUAUUUAGAUAUUAUGGAUACAGAUCCUGAUGAUGUUUCAUUGCAAUUAGUUCUGGAAAAUGAGGAACUUCCAAAACUUGAAUUAGAUAGUUGUACAAAACAGGUAUGGGCUGUAGAAGGAUUAUUAGGUGUGAAUGUUACGUACAAUCGUUUAUGGCGAACCUUUAUGAAGAACAAAGCUGUACCUGUAAAUAUAUCCAAUGAAACACACUCAACUGCUGUGAAUGUGAAGACAGAUUAUCUUGUUGAACCCCAUGUUGGAAGUACAGCAGCACAGGGAUCAGACUCUAUGGGAAGUGGUCGCUCUUUACCAACGCCGCACUUUGCACCUGCGCCUCUUCCAAGUUCUAUGGGAUCUGGACAAAUGGGAAUAUCACAGAAAUUCUUUAGAAGUCCACCAUUUGCGAUUCCUGAGAUAUUUCUCCCACAUGCGGCCACUAAUAUAAACGAUAGUCAUUCCUUCUUCACAAGUCCCUCAUUGGGGGCGGCGGCGGCUGCUGUGGCGGGUCAUGGAACUCGAACUCCCGCCGUUCGCGGGUAUUCUUUUGUGUCUGUGCCGACCUUUGCGGCUCUCGGCUCCGAUUCUCAAUCGGGGGAUGAGAAUGAUAUGAUUAGUGUGGAUGAUCAGCUUCAUGAGCUUUUGGAAAUAUGCGAUACCGUUCACAUACAGGAAAGUUUUGUGGAACUCAGCGACGUGCUUAAUAUACUAGACAAAAAACUUUUAAUUCCGUAA